UAAAAAAUUAUAAAAUGAAUCAAGUUAAAAGAUUAAUCCAAAUUUUAAUUACUAACAUUUUUAUUUCUAUUUUAUUCCACGGCGCUGGUUUUACGACGAACGACUAAACUUCGCAUCAAAGCCAGUAAACAGAUAUAAAUUAUGUUACAUCUCUACGAAUCAUUCAGGUUAAAUGAGGCCGGUAGGUGGUAGUUAUUAAAUUGUGAACGAAUGGACUAAGUUAAUUUUUUUUUAUUGUUUAUAUGAGUUUUUAUAUUGUGAUAGUGUGUGAUAUAAAAAUUAAUUGUUACCUACUACUAAACAACUAAACUGGAAGAAUGGCCCCUCCGGGUAUAGGAAAUUCAAUGGAAAUCCGCUCAGAUACGACGUCGACUGAGGGUAGAAAAAGCGAUAGUAAAAUUUCAGAAUAUCAAAAGGAUAUAGUCGUUUUAGAUGGAGGCUUUGCUACUCAAUUAAGUUGCCAUGUUCAACAACCGAUUGAUGGAGACGUCUUGUGGAGUUCCAGGUUUCUAGCCACCGAUCCUGAGGCCGUCAUCGACACCCACUUGGAUUUUUUAAGAGCCGGUGCCAAUUUAAUAAUAACGAAUACCUACCAAGCGGACGUUAACCUAUUUGAGAAACAUUUAAAUAUUACAAAAGAAGAGGGUUAUAAUCUUAUUAAGCAAUCUGUGCAAUACGCAAAAACCGCAGUCGAGAGAUACCUCGAGGAAUAUCCCAAUGCUAGGGAGCCUCUAAUAGUGGGAUCGGUGGGUCCGUAUGGAGCAUCUCUUCACGACGGUUCCGAAUAUACGGGGUCGUACGCAAAAACAGUUUCAGCUGAACAAAUGAAAGAAUGGCAUUUACCACGCAUGAGGGCGUUGGUAGAAGGUGGAGUUGAUUUAUUUGCUAUCGAGACAAUUCCGAAUUGCAAAGAAGCCGAAAUGUUGGUGACGUUAUUGAAAGAAGAAUUUCCUAAUAUCAAAGCUUGGCUCGCGUUUAGUGUAGCGCAAGAUGGUAAAUCUACGGCGUUCGGUGAAGAUUUCAAAAAAGUAGCUCGCCAUUGUUUCGAUUUGAAUCCCGAACAAUUAGUUGCCGUAGGGAUAAAUUGCACCGCCCCACGACUGAUCGAGCCUUUACUAACCGGAAUAAAUGACGAUCGAAAAGAUAACCCCAGACCGUUGAUUGUCUAUCCAAAUAGCGGGGAAAAUUAUGUCGUUGAAUUAGGAACUGAUGCUUCCAGUUGGAUCAACAGAGAUAAAUGCGAGCCAGUGGAAACAUACAUUCAAAAAUGGUUGGAUCUAGGGGUAACUUGGGUGGGAGGCUGUUGCCGGACGUACGCAACAGACGUAUCAAGGAUAAAACAAGAAGUACAACUGUGGAAAGAGAAACAACAAUAAACAAUCCCUCAAUUAAAUAUUUUUAUUGUUCUAUUACAUACACGAAUUAUUAAUUAAAAGUACUGUGGAUAAUUUAAAUCCCUCUAAUUAGGUUAAUACAGAUUAAAUUAAUAUUUAAUAAUUAUUUGAUUUUAUAAAACUAAAUUAUUCAUGUGGAAUCGUACAAAUAAAUUUGAAUUAUUUUUAAUCAAAUUCGGUUGUUGUUUACUUUUUGUAUGAAUGGGAACGUUGAAAAUAUUUAGGGAAAUUGUUAUUUAUUCAGUUAGGUAUAUAUACAAGGAGAUUUUGUAUAAAAUGUGUCAUUUUUAUAAAUUUUUUGUUCUCGUUGUCUAUAAAAGUAUAUGUAAUAACUAUUUAUAUGAACAACAUUAUAAAAAAAAAUCCCCAAUAUGUACCAGGUACAUAUCAUUAAAUAUGUUACUGAAAAA
Diorhabda carinulata is the source of this 1804-nucleotide messenger RNA. RefSeq lists its product as uncharacterized. Gene Ontology annotation, biological process: S-methylmethionine cycle. Bases 318 to 1376 code for a protein of 352 amino acids. NCBI's taxonomy places the organism in Eukaryota, Metazoa, Arthropoda, Insecta, Coleoptera, Chrysomelidae. The record is from RefSeq and is a predicted model, not a curated record. The transcript is spliced from 6 exons. Gene Ontology annotation, molecular function: S-adenosylmethionine-homocysteine S-methyltransferase activity; zinc ion binding.